GAUAAAACCACCCAUUUCUUAUUUCGCGUUAUCUUCUCUUUUACUCUCUCUCUCCCUCUCUCUGCUUUUUCAAUCUCAGAAAUGGUUUCAACAAUCGCUCUGCCUCUUGCUCAGUCAUCUUUUUCGCCGAUCCUAUUUUCAUCUAAACCCCUAAUUCGACCGACUCAAGCUGUUCCUCUGAGUCGCCACAGUAAAUUCUCCCUUUGCUACUCACUCUCCCGUCCAAUCCGAUCUUUAAGCUUUCACCGUACAAACCGGAGUCCAGCUUCAACUACGCGAGGCCGUGCUAUAUGCUUUUACAAUGCCGAUGAAGAUAAACAGAAGGGAAGUGAGUCGGAUUGGCCAAUCCUGAAAAGGUGGGAUGUGCCUUGGAAAUGGCAAACAGUUUCGCUAACCUCACUUGCUUGUGGAUUAAGUUUUGUUUUGACAGGGUUGAUAGAGACAGCGGCUAUACCCUAUUUAGGACUUCAAAUUGGAGAACUGAACUUGGAUGAGAAAGCUGAAAUCCUAUUUUUAGACCAGGCCAUUACAACUGCAGUUGUGCUAGUGGUUUUGUAUAGUCUCACCAACACCUUGGAACCUCACACAGAGGACUUGUAUCGCUAUGAUUUGAGGGAACCAUUUGAUCUACAAAAGGGAUGGCUCUUGUGGGCAGGAAUUGGUCUUAUUGCAGCACUGGCUGCUAUUGCAUUGACAGGAGCUGCCAUGUCUUUGUUCAGUGGUGAGAACCCUCAGAGAGAGACUGAUGCACUUGUCCGCUUGCUUCCUUUGAUUGGAUCCUCAAGUAUAAGCACUGCCUGUUUGCUUGGCAUCACAGGUUUCCUUGCUCCAAUCCUUGAAGAGACUGUUUUUCGUGGUUUUCUUAUGGUGUCCCUUACCAAGUGGUUGCCUACUCCAGUUUCAGUCUUCAUUAGUGCUGCAGUAUUUGCAGUUGCUCAUUUAACUCCUGGAGAAUUUCCACAGCUGUUUGUGCUAGGUGCUGCUUUGGGAUUUUCAUAUGCUCAAACUCGGAACCUUCUCACUCCCAUAACUAUACAUGCUUUCUGGAAUUCAGGCGUGAUCUUACUUCUUACCUUUCUUCAGCUCCAAGGAUAUGAUAUCAGGGAAUUGUUGCAGGCUUCUCAAUAGAGAUCGCUCUUCCUUCUUUCGGGGUGGGGUGUGGAGCAUGCUGGUGGCAUACUGCUGUUUUCUCCUUAAAUGUAUCUUUUUCUGUAAUAUUUUUACUUUUACUUUUAUUUUUCUUCAACAUUCCUAAGAAUAAAAUAAAUAAUUGAUAAAACAAAAUUCGCAUAAUUGACCUCACUGAUCUCAUUAUUAUUCUUGUACCACAUCACUCGGAAAACCAACAGAAAUGGGCCCAUUUGAUUUGAU
Molecule: messenger RNA, 1371 nt
Organism: Diospyros lotus (date-plum)
Lineage: Eukaryota; Viridiplantae; Streptophyta; Magnoliopsida; Ericales; Ebenaceae
Exons: 10
Coding region: 82-1128 (348 amino acids)
Biological process (GO): CAAX-box protein processing
Cellular component (GO): membrane
Molecular function (GO): metalloendopeptidase activity
Source: RefSeq, a predicted model, not a curated record